Fopius arisanus is the source of this 654-nucleotide messenger RNA. RefSeq names its product cuticle protein 7-like. The record is from RefSeq and is a predicted model, not a curated record. NCBI's taxonomy places the organism in Eukaryota, Metazoa, Arthropoda, Insecta, Hymenoptera, Braconidae. The transcript is spliced from 3 exons. Gene Ontology annotation, cellular component: extracellular matrix. Bases 26 to 553 code for a protein of 175 amino acids.
UAAUACACCUCAAAAAAAAAAAAAAAUGUUCAAGUUGGUCAUUAUUGCAACAAUGGUGAUUGCCAGCCAGGCAGUAUAUAUUGCUCACAAUGGCUAUAAUGACUAUGGAUAUGGGUAUAAUGGACAUGAUCUCACCCAUGCUGCAAUUGUCGAGCCUGUACAGAGUCAAUUGGGUUACGGUUUAAAUCCUCACGUUUAUGCAGCUUAUGAAACUUAUCCAGCAUAUCCAUCCAUCCACCAUCAUGACCAGCAUGAUCAAGAUGAUCAUCAUGCACCUGCCAAGUAUUCCUUCAAUUACGGAGUAAAUGAUCCCCACACUGGUGAUGUAAAGAGCCAACACGAGGAGCGUGAUGGAGAUGUUGUGAAAGGAUCGUACAGCCUAAACGAGCCUGACGGCACAAUUCGCGUUGUUGACUACACAGCUGAUCCACACAAUGGAUUCAAUGCCGUUGUUAAGAAAAUUGGACAUGCCGUUCAUCCAACACCCAUUGUCAAGCACAUCGUGCCUCACUACCCGGCACAUCUACAUCUCACUCAAGAUUAUGGAUACUAGCAAUGAUAAUCCCGUAACAACCUUUACUCUUAACUUUAUUUUUUUUUUUAUAAAUGAGCUCAUGAUCAGUCAAUACUGCCUUCCGAAAAUAAAAUGAAAUA